GAGCUCGGCCCGCUCGCUUGGAGGGAGCCAGGCGAACUCCGGGAGCCUCCGACCCCUCGAGGGCUCGUGCCGGGGGUCGGCGGAGAGGUGGCAUGGCAAGCCCCUUCACCCCGAGGGCCGAAUGCAGCCGGGAGACGUGAGUGGUGGGCCGUGGUGCGGGCGGGUCGGAGCCUCCAUUCCGGGAGGGUAGGGCGGAGCUGAGCCGCCAACCCUCCUCCCCCGCAUGCCCCUGGCAUCGAGACCAUGGCGCCGGUGCCCAGUGGCCGAGAGCAGGGGCCGCUGCUCACCUGCGUAGUCAUGGAGUCGCCGGAGGCGAGAGCGGCCGGUCCGGUGAGUGGUCCUGUGGCCGACGGUGACAAGGAGCAGGGGGUCCGGGACAUUCGACUCAGCCCCUCCAAGCUCUUGCGCUUCUUGUCUGCGGUGACCCGGAAGCGGACCACCCCCACCUUGGAGCGGCCCCACUCCUUAGUCCUGGAGGGCAGCUCCUCUGCCUGGAGCGCCCUGGCCUCUUUCCGGAAAGGGGGUGCCGCGCUGAAGAAGCUGAGGUGCUCACUGGUGCCAGGGACCCAGGGGCGGGCCGGUCCGGGGGACGGCGCCUCCUCCGGGGGGCACGCCGAGCGCCACUCCUGCGCGGGCCCCUGGAGCGACUGGCCCCGGCCUGUGGACAGGCUGACGUCAGACCGCUCGGACCCCGAUGCCAGCGACGACAGUGACGUCGGCGAUGACACCUUUCUGAGGAGCACGCACCGCUCCCGCAGCAUCCGGCGAGCGUACGGCGUGGGCCGCAUCUCCCUGCUGGACAUCGACCCCCGCCGCCCGCAUGGCCCGGGGUCCCUGACCCCUGCCUCCCGUGACCCCCAGAGUGGCGAUGACCUCGGGCGGGACCCUGCCGGCCACUGUGGCGUCCGCAGGAGGAGCAAGAGCACUGACAAUCUCCACUUCCUGAAGAAGAGCUCCUUCAGGCGGAAGUCCGCGUCCAGCCUGGCGGAGCUCAAGGUGGCCGACGAUCAGCCGUCCCCGGCUGUGACGGUGAGUUCGGCAUUGGCCGGGCCUGGCCAAUCCCAUGAGGACCAUGAGAGGCCGUCCAGCCGCUGGAGGAGUCCCCUUGGGGUCUUGAGGCUGGUUGGCAACGUGGCUGACACCGCCCGAAAGCGGGAGGAUCCUGAGGACUCGGCCCCAGCUCCAGGGGGCGGCCCCCCGAGAGCCCGGUCCAACAGCAGGCUUCAUGACGAUUAUUCCCGCCGGGCUUCUGGCAAUUGGGAGCCUGACCGGAGGCGGGGCCCACCCGUAGCCUGGGCCUCCGGCCCUUCACUAGGAUCUCCAGGUUCGGCCAUCCCCGGUGGCCCAGAGACACGGGGCAGAAAUGGCAUGUUCCCUCCAGGGCCCAAAGAGCCCAAGGCCUCGGGGGGUGCUGCUCUGUGUGUCGCCAUCUUGUCCCCAGAAGCAAUGGGCCAAGAUCCGGGUAGUGGAAAAUUCCCCGGCAGGCCUGCUUCCCAGUCCGAGGGGCCGGCAAGCCCGCCCGGCCCCGCCCCUCCAAAGCCUCAGAGCCCCCAGAGCCCCGGCGCCUCCCCAGCCCGGGGUGGGACCCGUUUCCGGUGUCCGGACAACCUCAGCUCACUAUCGCUCAGCUCGAUGGACAGCGACGGACGGGCGGAGGCAACAGCCCCGGGGCCGGGAAGGAGCCCGGGGUCCUUCCGGGCAUCUGAGCCUCCUGGGGCCCACGAUGAUGGCAACGAGGACAGCGGCAUCAGCAGCCACUCCCAGCUCAGCCUGAACCUGGCCCCUGGCCCUGAGGAGCCCGAGGUGGUGCCUGAUGAAGGGCGGAGGAAACCCCCGGACGCGGAGAAGACGGAGGUGCCCAGGGUCGCCCGGAGAAGGGGCGGCUCGGGGAAGAGGCCCCGGCCCCUGUCAGAUUUUGGCCAGCCGGCCGGCAGGAGUUCCUCCAUCCCCGAGGAUUCCGUGGCUGUGGAGUCAGGGGAAUCAGACCGUGUAGAUGCCGGGGACCCAGAGGCAGCGGAACAACCGGCUGGGCCAGGAUGCCCGAGAGGUGUCAGGAAAAGAAGGCCCAUCUCCGUCAUCGGCGGGGUCAGCCUCUACACCGGCCACCAGGAGGAAGGAAUGAAGACUCUCCUUGCCCAGGCAGCAGCCAGGCCCCCCGUGCCCGCUCACCAGGUCCCGCCCUAUAAAGCAGUUUCCGCCAGGUUCCGGCCGCUUGCCUACUCCCAGAGCACCCCCGUCGGGCUGGACCGAGUCGGGCGCAGGCGGCAGAUGCGAGCAGCAAAUGCACAUUCCGAUGGAGGGCCCGAGUCCCCCGCCUUAGCAGACGACAACGGCAGCGAGGAGGAUUUCAGCUAUGAAGAGCUCUGCCAGCCCGGCCCCCACUACCUGCCUGCUGGCGGGGAUCAGUUGGCUCUCAAUGAGCUGCUCAGUGACGGCAGUGGGGUCUGUGCGGAGGCCCUGUGGGAUCAUGUGACCAUGGACGAGCAGGAGCUGGGCUUCAAGGCGGGAGAUGUCAUCCAGGUGCUGGAGGCGUCCAACAAGGAUUGGUGGUGGGGCAGGCACGAGGAUAAGGAGGCCUGGUUCCCGGCCAGCUUCGUCAGGCUGCGAGUGAACCAGGAAGAGCUGGUGGAGAGUGCUGGCGGUGCCCGGGGGUCAGAGCAGGACACCGAUGCUGGUCAACACCACCACAAGAGCGCGGAAAACAAGGAUCAGAUGCGGACCAACGUCGUGCAGGAGAUCGUGAACACGGAGCGGGUCUACAUCAAGCAUCUCAAAGACAUUUGUGAGGGCUACCUCCGGCAGUGUCGCAAACACCCGGGCAUGUUCACCGCCGCACAGCUGGCCACCAUUUUUGGAAACAUCGAAGACAUUUACAAGUUCCAAAGAAAGUUCUUGAAAGAUCUUGAGAAACAGUACAAUAAAGAAGACCCUCACUUGAGUGAAAUAGGAUCUUGCUUUCUUCAGCACCAAGCGGGGUUUGCUAUCUACUCUGAGUACUGCAACAACCAUCCGGGGGCCUGCGUUGAGCUGGCCAACCUGAUGAAGCAGGGCCGUUACCGGCACUUCUUCGAGGCCUGCCGCCUGCUUCAGCAGAUGAUCGACAUCGCCAUCGACGGCUUCCUCCUCACCCCCGUCCAGAAGAUCUGUAAAUACCCACUGCAGCUGGCGGAACUCCUCAAAUAUACCACGCAGGAGCACAGCGAUUUCGGCAACAUCAAGGCAGCGUAUGAAGCCAUGAAGAACGUAGCACGCUUGAUUAAUGAGCGCAAGCGCAAGCUAGAAAGUAUAGACAAGAUCGCCCGCUGGCAAGUGUCCAUCGUGGGCUGGGAGGGGCUAGACAUUCUCGACCGAAGUUCGGAGCUGAUCCACUCCGGGGAACUGACCCAAGUCAACAAGCAGGGCCGCGGCCAGCAGAGGACCUUCUUCCUGUUCGACCACCAGCUGGUGUCCUGCAGGAAGGAUCGGCUACGCAGGGACAUGCUCUACUACAAGGGCCGCACCGACACGGAUGGCACGGAGCUGGUGGACCUGGAGGAUGGCCGGGACGCGGACUCCAACGCCCAGGUCCGGCACGCCUUCAAACUCGUCAGCCGGAAGACGGGAGAGGUGCACGUGUUCUGCGCCCGGAAGCAGGAGGACAAACAGAGGUGGCUGCAGGCGUGUGCCGAGGAGCGGCGGCGUGUGCGCGAGGACCGGGAAAUCGGCGUGGAGAUUUCAGAGGCUCAGAAGAAACAGGCAAUGCUCAACGCCCAAAAGCCAGGAUCUGGGAAAACCAAAGGGCUCCAGGGCUACCGGGCGUGCUCGGUGCCCCCGCCGCACCAGAGCUACCUCCCCGUGCACCAGCGCCACAUCACCGUGCCCACCAGCAUCCCCCAGCAGCAGGUCUUUGCCCUGGCAGAGCCCAAGAGGAAACCCUCUCUCUUCUGGGACACCUUCAACAGGCUCACCCCAUUCAAGAAGUGACAGGGGCCUGGGGCUGCCCCUCUCCUGCCCCACCCGCUCACGGCAAGCCCCAGGAGAGGGCCUGGAUCUCCGUGCCGAGGCUCAUCUCAAUCCCGACUGGGGAUCCCCACAGGGAGUCAUCUGUUUCAGGGAUCGUCUUCCUUGGGGAGCCCAGCUGCCAUCCGGUGGAGCAGGAAGGCCACCCGGGUCAACUGUAACAAAAGAGGGGAACCACUAGGCCCAUCUGCCCUGAAUUGGUGGGCGAGACAGGACUGUCACAAGCUCCCCAGCACACUCUGACCCAGUGCAACCAGCAAGGCCACUGGGGGGGCCCGGUAAGAUGCUGGCCGACGCCAAACUGUCAGCUUAAAGGAGAUGUCGGAGACAUCGAACCCUUAGGGCCGUGGGUCAUUUUCACAUUUCCUGGGACCUAGGGGAAAGGUCCCUUCCCCCUCCCGAAUAGGCUUGGAGCCGGCCUGGGGGAGCGAUUCUCACAACACGCGGAAGGUCCGGACUGGAUUGCCUGGCCUCGGAUUACCCAGACUGAUUUGCCCAGACUCCUCGUGCAUAAUGAUGACUGUGGGAAGAGACAAGUGGCUUCUUUGCCGUCGUUUCCUGCUUUCCUACAGAUGUGCCAGACAGAGGUUGAAGCCCUGGCUGCCCAGCCCACCCCCUCCGGCAGGCCGAAGGGCAACCGGGGUCCCACCGCUACACGGACCCUAGGGUGGCCCAGGCACCCCCGGGGCAAGCUGAGAGGUUGCCUGACUCCACCGAACGUGUUCCACUUGACUUCACGUGGAUACGGUGCAUUCUUUGUAUACACCCGCAGCCUCUAAGUUUUCUGUCUCUGGUUCACUUCUACGUUCUGUCCAGCACAAAAACUCAAAAAAUUCUAUUUUGUAUGAUGAAAAUGUGAAUAUGUAAAAUAAGGAGAAUGUAUGGAACCCUCACAGACUGUCAACACGUCACCCCCUUAGGUGCCAGUUAGGUAAUCUCGCAGGUUUAGCGCCGGUCGCAGCCCGUAGCGAAGUUAGAAACAGUCGAUGGAGCCACGGGUUGGGGUAUGAAACUGCUUGAGCCUCACCCGUCUCCGGGCCAGCAGGCAAAAGACAACAGGUUUCUGAAAACUUCGUUCAUCCCAUAGAAUCCACAGAAAUGGGCAGGGAAUGGUCGAUUAUCUGAGACUCCUAUCCUCCCGCUUUGCUGACCCUAGGCUAGGGAACUCAUUCUGGUACUCAUCAGGAUAUAUCAUUUCACUUUUCUUCAUCUGACUCAUUUGGAUGAAAAUAUUUUUUUCCACUGGUCGAGAGGAACCAUCCUUACAGUCGCUUCUGGGGAUGCUCCAGGGAGGGGAUGGUUAGUAUUAUUAUGGUAUUUGUUAGGCGCUUACUAUAUGACAAGCACUAUUCUAAGCACGGGCGUAGAUACAAGAUAAUCAGGUUGGACACAAUCCUUGUCCCACAUGAGGCUCACAGUCUGAAUAGCAUUGAAUCCUAGGGUUUGAGUUUGUUUCCAAAAUGGCUUCUUAGUCCCUCCGGCUUCCCGAUGAAGCCCUCGUUCAGGAAUAUUCAGGUCCCAGGAUUCCCCUUCACCUGACCCCACCCUCAAGGUUGUCUCCCCCGAUCAUGUGCUGCCCCCCGGCAGGCCCACACAGUCAGGGAAUCAUUCCUUGAUGCCCCAGUGGUGCCUGAGCCCCCGCGGGCGGUGAAGAUCUACGUCCCGCGGGAACCGCGCCCACCGGCCAUCAUCAGGUUUUUCAGCUGCUCCAACAGUUGCAUUCUGAAAGUAACACAAAGUUCCUCAUCCCAAAGGUGCCCCGGCAAACCUGGAGCCAGCAGCAGAGCCAGCUUCUCUCACUGGGCGACCCUGACCCUCUCCCUCAUAGCCCGCUGUCCUCAUGGUGUCGGGGAGGCCCAGGGAAGGAAAUGGGGAUUCACGGCAGGCGACUGGGCUUCAAGGUUGCCAAGGGCUUGAAAUUCUUUUGGAAAGUGACUUGUUUGCUCAUCUUCCAACGUCUUGUCAAGCUGCCCGUCCUUGUCUGCCUGUCUGCCCUUCUUCUUCUUACUAAUAGAAUAUUUAGGAAGCACUUACCGUGUGCUAAGCACAGGGUUGGAUAGAAACCAGAUUAUCAGAUUGGACACGGUCCCUGUUCUAGACAAGGCUCACCAUCUAUUUUAUCCCCAUUUCACAGAUAAGGAAACUGAAUCCCAGAGAUAUUAAAUGAAUUGUCCAAGGCCACACACCAGGGCAGGGGGAGAACUGGGACUAGAAUCUGCGUCUCCUAACACCAGAGUCCUGGGCUCACUUCACUAGGUCAUGCUGUCUGUACUGCUCUGUAAACUUUUCUGUGGUCAGGGGACGUGUCUACCAACUCUGCUGUACUCUCCCAAGCACUUGGUAAAGUGCUCGGAACACAGUAAGCACUUAAUAAAUACCACUGAUGAUGAUGAUGAUGAUGUCUAUCCACCCUGUGCCGAUUGCAGCCCCAAAGUGAAAACCCAUCACCCAUAUUGAUCUAUGGCCCCGGAGUGCUUGAUAUACAAAAUGGUCACCAACCGAUCCUUCCCUAUUUUAUGUCUGUAAAACUAUCUGACAAUCCCCGUGGCCGUGUGUAAGCUGUUUCUCAUUGAGGAGUGCCUUCUCUCUGCCUAUAAAACCAGAUGAACCUCCGGCACGGAAGAGACGAGAACAGUCCUCUGGAUUGAUGCAUGUUGGGUCGGAACAAUGGAAACUUGAGUGCGUUACUCUCGGAAGCAGCUAUUUGUCCAAAUACUUCCAAGUGAAAUGGAUUUGCCGGUGGCGUGAGAGUGGCUUGAGGGUAGGGCGAAGUGGCCGCUCCCAGCAGCCGAGGGUGCGCCGCUACCGAACAAACUGUCGCCGGCUUAUAUUUGCCUUGUGUCCUAGCUCGGAGGUUUGGAGCUAAUAUCUCUCAAUGUUUGCGGUGUUUGUGUCAAAAAAAUGCCACUGUCUUAUGCAGUUCCAUCAUUUAGCGGUGCUCCUUUUGUAAAUGGUAGCCAACCUUUGGGGGAGCAUUUGCAUCCCACCCUGAUUCUCUGUGAUGUCCGAGCUGCGGAUGGAUGACCUGGCCUUUGUCGGUCCAAGGAUGCUGUGUAGGAAUGCUGUAGCUUGAGGCGUAUUUGUAUCAGAGCGAUUGAGUCAUCACACGAACGAUAGACUCAGUGUGUCCCACGUGGUGGGGUGACCUGCACCCCCAUUUCCUCUGUUACUUUGCUUCUGUUCAUUGACAUUAAAUCAUUUGCAAAUUGACAUGA
Molecule: messenger RNA, 7214 nt
Organism: Ornithorhynchus anatinus (platypus)
Lineage: Eukaryota; Metazoa; Chordata; Mammalia; Monotremata; Ornithorhynchidae
Gene: SPATA13
Product: spermatogenesis associated 13
Exons: 13
Coding region: 244-3963 (1239 amino acids)
Molecular function (GO): protein binding; guanyl-nucleotide exchange factor activity
Source: RefSeq, a predicted model, not a curated record